AUGCCGAUGAUGCAACAUGGUGCAUCAUAUGAGAUAUGCCAAAAGCUCAGCACCAUUAAGGACACCGACUGCCAGCUGGGCUCCCAAGCUGACCGAAUGCAACUCAUUAGAAAUAACAUAAUGAAGGAGUGGAAACUGGCACACGAGAGAAGCAUGAAGACUUAUAAUACCAGAAGUAAGGAAGUUACUUUCAAAAUUGGACAGGUUGUGUAUCGAAAGAACUUUAAACAAAGUUCACAGCCAGAAGCGUACAAUGCCAAAUUAGGACCGAAUCAAAUUAAAUGUAUUGUCCUUAAGCCCAUAGGCAAUACGAUGUACGAACGUGGGGACACUAGCGGCAAAAAGGUCGGAGUGUAUCAUGCCAAAGACAUUUUCUUGGCAUAA
Molecule: messenger RNA, 384 nt
Organism: Rhagoletis zephyria (snowberry fruit fly)
Lineage: Eukaryota; Metazoa; Arthropoda; Insecta; Diptera; Tephritidae
Source: RefSeq, a predicted model, not a curated record